GGUCAAUUUGUGAUAUAUUUUAACAUUUAUGUGAUAUGGCCACUCAACUCACCGACUCGCUGUGCGACAAGUUACAACCUCUGUCAUAAUCAUACAGUCGAUGGAAUCUGUCGUCUGGCAAGUGUUGAGCCACUGCAGUGAUAUUACAAAAUGCUGUGUACACCCGGCCUCCAUACCCUUUUCUGUCUUCCCGACAGCCAACUUCGCGACUAUAAAAUAUUAUCUAUCACGGUUUCUUCACGCCACACAUAUUCUCCAUACGAAGUACCUUCAUCUCUCCCUGAAUGGCUGGGACAAUACGCAACAUAACCCAGAUGUCACUUUGUUUAUCUGGGACAAAUCUAACAGCCAUGACGAAAUCAAACCAGGUCGUGCAGGAGCAGGCAAGGAGAUCGUCGCUCUGGUCGGGAACUCAGACACCCUCCUUUGCCUGGCAGUAUUCAUAGGUGUCAUCUUCACUAGAUUGCUUACAUGGUGUAGAAAACGACCUGCCCUCGUUUAAUCAUGACUCUCCACUUUCUCGGAUUCCUAAUGAACAGGAUCAAGGCGGAUUUCGAGCCUCAGGGGUUCUCCUUUUCUUCCAUAUCCUCCCCUAGCUUCACGGUCAUCUGAGAACGAUAUAAUAUUCUGCCUGCGUUCCUCAGGCAGCACUGGCUUUCUAAAACCCAUUUCAAUCUCUAACUUGACUGCGAUUCACUUGUC
Messenger RNA from Suillus subaureus, 702 nucleotides. RefSeq lists its product as uncharacterized. Bases 101 to 502 code for a protein of 133 amino acids. The record is from RefSeq and is a predicted model, not a curated record. Lineage: Eukaryota; Fungi; Basidiomycota; Agaricomycetes; Boletales; Suillaceae. The transcript has 7 exons.